AUGCCUCCGAGACGGUCUACUCGGGCAGCGAGCACCGCUACAGAGGCUCCUCCCGCUCCGACACGUUCCUCAAGGACGCGCAAGGUGGUCCCAGCCUCUCCGACACCAGAGGCCGAGGAUGCCAGCGACCAUGAGGAGGCCCCCGUGGUCAAGAAGGCUCCUGCGAAGAGGGCGUCGACAGCCAAAGCCAAGACUCCCGCACCUGCACCCAAGAGACGAUCUGGCCGCGCCGCCGCGGCGGGGUCACCUACCCCCGAGCCGGCCGUGAAGGCGGAGCCUACGGAGCCCGCCGAGGAGGAGGAAGCCGAUUCGGCCCCCACAAGCCCCGAGAAGGCCGCUCCCAAGGCGGCGAAGUCGAAGCGGAGGGUUGUAGAGUCGUCUGACUCUGAGGAAGAGCUCGAGGACUUGAUCCCCGCGGCAACCAAGGCGGCAUCACCAAAGGCUCCCACCCCGAAUGCUGAGAUUGACGACGCUCCGACCCCGACCCCCGACACCCCCCAGGACCCCACCGCUCGUGAGAGCUCCAAGACACCCGUUCCCGAGACUCCUAAGAAGCAGAACCGUGGGGGCGAGUCGGACGCUCCCAUCUCACCCGACUCGUCGCCAGACAUGGCUCACGUCCUGCCGCCGAAGACGCCUGCCCGUGGUGCGGCUCCCCGCCAAACUCUGAUGGCGACCCCAGCUGCUCCGCCCCCCGCCACUGGCCCCAAGCCUCGUCUCGUCAUCCACAAGCUCGUGCUUGUCAACUUCAAGUCGUAUGCUGGGCGACAGGAGAUCGGCCCCUUCCACAAGUCGUUCAGUGCCAUUGUCGGUCCUAAUGGCAGUGGCAAGAGUAACACUAUCGACGCCCUCCUGUUCGUUUUCGGCUACCGUGCCAGCAAGAUGCGUCAGGGUAAGCUCAGUGAGCUUAUCCACAACUCUGCUGGCAAAGAGGGCCUCGAGAGCUGCUCCGUGGAAGUGUGGUUCCGUGAGAUUGUUGAUCUGCCCGGCGUGGACGACUUCCUCCUGGUUCCCAACUCUCAGCUCGUUGUCAACCGUACCGCGUUCCGCAACAACUCGUCGCGCUACACCAUCAACGACCGCAACAGCACCUUCACCGAGGUCACCACCCUCCUCAAGGGCAAGGGUAUCGACCUGGACCACAACCGUUUCCUUAUCCUCCAGGGUGAGGUCGAGUCCAUUGCGCUCAUGAAGGCCAAGGCCGGAAACGAGCACGAGGACGGUCUCCUCGAGUACUUGGAGGACAUUAUCGGCACAACCAAGUACAAGGAGCCUAUCGAGCAGGCGUCGCUCGAGGUCGAGGGCUUAAGUGAGGAACGUGGAGAGAAGAUGAACCGUCUGCGUGUGGUGGAGCGCGAGAAGGCGUCUCUCGAGGACAAGAAGAGGGAGGCCGAAUCGUUCCUUCGCGACACCAACGAUCUCACUCGCAAGAAGUCGCUCCUGUGGCAGUUCCACAUGUACACGCUUCAGAACAACAUCGAGCUUACGACUAAGGCGAUCGACUCCCUCACGGCCGAACUCUCCGAGGAGCAGGAGCGCAACGCACACCACCUGGCCCAGAUCGAGGACCUCCAGAAGGACCACGACGAGAAGCUUGCCACCUUUGAGGAGGUCAAGCGUCUCACAGAUGCGUUGGUCAAGGACACCAAGCGUAUCGAGAAGGAGGAGGUCGCUCUCCAAGAGAAGAAGAAGCACCUGUCAACCAAGCAGAAGAAGCUCAAGAAGUCGAUCCAGGAUGACUCUCACGCCAAGUCUGAGGCUCAUGUCACUGCGGAGAACUGCGCUGGGGAGAUCGAAUCCAACCGCAAGAAGGUGACCGAACUCGAGAAGAAGCUCGAGGUUGAGGAGGCCGAGCUCGAAGAGGUCCGCGACAGCCUGAAGGACAAGACCGACGAGUUCACGACCAAGAUCGAGGCCAAGCAGCGCGAGCUUGAGCCGUGGACUGCCAAGAUCAGCGAGAAGCAAUCCGCCAUCGAUGUUGCCCAAUCUGAGCGUGACUUGCUUGCGGGCAAGGCCACCACAGCUCAGACCGCCUUGGAAGAGGCCCGCAAAGCCCUCAAGGACGUGGAGGAGGGUGCCAGCGCCAAGCAGGAGGAGUACAAGGCCCUGAAGAAGGAGGCUGUCCAGGCCAAGAAGCAGCUCGCAGAUGCCGAGUCCAGGCUUCAGACUCUGACCUCCCAAUUCGAGGAGCUCCGUACCAAGGCGUCGUCCGCUCGCCAGAAGGUUGACGAGGCCAAGGCGUCGCUCGCUGCCGACAAGUCGGAGAAUGCUGUCCUUGCCAGUCUCAACAAGCUCAAGGCCCAAGGUCGCAUCAAGGGCUUCCACGGUCGUCUCGGAGACCUUGGUGUUAUUGACGAGAAGUACGAUGUGGCGGUCACGACCGCUUGCAGCGCCUUGAACAACCUGGUCGUCGACACUGUUGAGCAGGGCCAGGCGUGUAUCGAGCACCUCCGCAAGGGCAAUGUGGGCCGUGCCUCCUUCAUGGUCCUCGACAAGCUUCCCCCUCGCGACCUCAGCCGUAUCGAGACCCCUGAGGGUGUGCCCCGCCUCUUUGACCUCAUCAAGCCAAAGGACCCCAAGUUUGCACCUGCUUUCUACAAGGGCGUUUUCAACACUCUGGUAGCAGAUGACCUCCAGCAGGCCCAACGCAUCGGUUACGGCAAGAAGCGCUGGCGCGUGGUCACCCUUGCUGGCCAGCUGAUCGACCCUUCGGGCACCAUGUCCGGUGGUGGCACUCGUGUCGCUCGUGGCGGCAUGAACUCAAAGUUCGUGGCCGACAAGGUCGCACCUGAGGUUGUGCAUGGCUAUGAGAAGGAGUGCCAUGCUGCAGAGGAGAAGCUCUCUGCCGCCCAGGCUGAGAAGCGCGCUGCCGAGCAACAGGUGGCACAGCUUCGCAAGCGCCUACCCGAAAUCGAGAUCGAAUUGGAGAAGAUUGAGCUCGACAUUCAGACUGGAUCAAAGCGUAUCGGGGAGGCAGAGAAGCGUCUAUCCGAGCUGGAGUCUCAGAGCAAGCCUGAUGUGGGGGACGAGAAGCGCAUCAAGACGCUUGACGCUGAGAUCGCCACUCUUACUGCUGAGGCGGACAAGUUGCGAAGCAAGUCGAGCGUCAUCAGCGAGCAGAUCAAGGAGCUUCAGAACAAGAUUCUGGAGGUUGGCGGUGUCAAGCUGCGCGCCAUUCAGUCCAAGUUCGCCAACACCAAGGGAUUACUUGACCUUGCCAGCGAGGCUAUCACCAAGGCCGAGGUCGGCCAGGCCAAGUCCAUCCGCGACGCCGAGAAGCUGGACAAGGCCAUCCUAGCCAACACAGCUAAGGCCGAGGAGGCUCAGGGCGAGCUCGAUGUUGUGGAGGGUGACCUGCAAGCCUGCUCUGCCGACCUGGCGAUCAUUCGCGAGAAGGUCCAGGAGGCUCAGGAUGCGAGCAUCGACGUCCAGGAGGCCCUUGCUCAGUCCAAGGCCGACCUCGACGAGGCAUCCACCGAGGUCAACGCGUUCCGCAAGCUUGAGAUGGACAUCAAGCAGAAGAUUGAGGACAAUGGCCGUGUCCAGAAGGACAGCAAGGACAAGUACAGGCACUGGUCCAAGCGCCACGAGGAGCUCGAACUCGUCUACAUUGACGAGGAAGAGGAAGACGAGGAUGAGGUUGCCAAGCCUGCCGACGCGGACAAGUCGACUGAAGCGGCUGAGGGCGAGGAAGAGGAGACUGAGGACGCUGAGCCCAAGCAGAAGAAGUCAAAGAACGACUCGUUCGAGCUCGUCGAGUACAGCCCUGAUGAGCUCCGCGGUGUCGACAAGGACAUCCUCACAGCCGAGAUUACUGCGUUGGAGGAAGAGACUGCCAAGGCCAAGCCCAACCUCAACGUCCUUCACGAGUACCGCCGUCGUGAGGCCGAGUUCCUUGACCGCGCUCGUGACCUUGAAGCGGUGACGAACCAGCGUGACGCCGCCAAGCAGCGCUACGACGACCUGCGCAAGGUCCGCCUUGAUGAGUUCAUGGCCGGCUUCUCGGCCAUCAGCUCCAAGCUCAAGGAGAUGUACCAGAUGAUCACCAUGGGUGGUAAUGCCGAGAUCGAGCUGGUCGACACAAUGGACCCCUUCUCUGAGGGCGUCGUUCUGUCCAUCAUGCCGCCGAAGAAGAGCUGGCGCCCGAUUGCCAACCUGUCUGGUGGUGAGAAGACGCUUGCGUCGCUGGCGCUUGUCUUCGCGCUCCAUGUCUUCAAGCCCACUCCUCUCUACUUCAUGGACGAGAUUGAUGCGGCGCUCGACUUUAAGAACGUGUCGAUUGUGGCCAACUACAUCCAGUCCAAGACGCAGGCGGCCCAGUUCAUUGUCAUUUCGCUGCGAAACGACAUGUUUGAGCUUGCUCACCGUCUUGUCGGCAUUUACAAGACGUCGAAUUGCACCAAGUCCAUCGCCAUCGACAACAAGGACUUGAGAACGCAGGCAGUCGUCAAGCCCGCCAAGAGGUUACCACCGGGUACUGGGGCACCAGCAACAGAAGUGCCGGCUACACCCAAGCUUGCCGUGCCCGCCACGCCAACACCCGCCGGCACUGCCGUCCCUUCUGCACGCGUCUUGGCAUAGCCCUGUCGAACACUGUCCUUUGGUACCCUUGAUCCCUGUUGUACAACCAGAAUAGACCAUAUGAUGCAGAGAUA
Vanrija pseudolonga is the source of this 4655-nucleotide messenger RNA. It is a transcript of the gene SMC4, whose product is annotated as Structural maintenance of chromosome0s protein 4. The transcript has 9 exons. Gene Ontology annotation, cellular component: condensin complex; chromosome. NCBI's taxonomy places the organism in Eukaryota, Fungi, Basidiomycota, Tremellomycetes, Trichosporonales, Trichosporonaceae. Gene Ontology annotation, molecular function: ATP binding; ATP hydrolysis activity; protein binding. Gene Ontology annotation, biological process: mitotic chromosome condensation. Bases 1 to 4581 code for a protein of 1526 amino acids. The record is from RefSeq and is a predicted model, not a curated record.